This is a messenger RNA of Myripristis murdjan (pinecone soldierfish), 873 nucleotides long. It is a transcript of the gene tnnt2a, whose product is annotated as troponin T type 2a (cardiac). Gene Ontology annotation, cellular component: troponin complex. The transcript is spliced from 10 exons. Gene Ontology annotation, molecular function: troponin C binding; tropomyosin binding; troponin I binding. Gene Ontology annotation, biological process: sarcomere organization; regulation of muscle contraction; cardiac muscle contraction. NCBI's taxonomy places the organism in Eukaryota, Metazoa, Chordata, Actinopteri, Holocentriformes, Holocentridae. The record is from RefSeq and is a predicted model, not a curated record. The coding region runs from base 11 to 697 and encodes 228 amino acids.
AGAGGGGGGAAUGGAGGAAGGAGGAGAAGAAGAGGCCACACCUAAAUUCAAGCCUUUUAUCAUGCCCAACCUCAUCCCACCUAAGAUCCCAGAUGGAGAGAAGGUGGAUUUUGAUGAUAUCCAUCGUAAGAGGAUGGAGAAGGACCUGACCGAGCUUCAGACUCUGAUUGAGGCUCACUUUGAGAGCAGGAAGAAGGAGGAAGAGGAGCUCAUCAGUCUGAAGGACAGGAUUGAGAAGCGUCGGUCUGAGCGAGCGGAGCAGCACAGAAUCCGCAGUGAAAGAGAGAAAGAGCGACAGAAGCGCCUGGAGGAGGAGAGGGCUCGCAAGGAGGAAGAGGAGGCCAAGAAGAGAGCAGAGGAUGAUGCCAAGAAGAAGAAAACCUUGACCAGCCUCCACUUUGGAGGCUACAUGCAGAAAGUGACAGAGAAGAGGAGCGGUAAGAGGCAGACUGAGAGGGAGAAGAAGAAGAAGAUUCUGAGUGAAAGACGCAAAUCUCUGGACAUUGAGAACAUGAACCAGGAGAGUCUCAAGGCGAAAGCUAAGGAGCUGUGGGAAUGGAUGCACGAGCUGGAGGCAGAGAAGUUUGAAUUGCAGUACCAGUUUGCCAGACAGAAAUAUGAGAUCAAUGUGCUGAGAAACCGUGUGAGUGACCACCAGAAAACCUCCAAGAGGACCAAGAGAGGCCUGAGGAAAUAGGCAGAGCAUUCGUCAGGCCCAUUAAGCCUCCCUGGCCUCUAACCAAGAUGUGUCCUGCCUAUCUGCCCCGCCUCGGUGCCACCUGCCCCACCUGUUUUCGCCCUUUACCACCGCCUACCAAUUACAUCCAGCUCUCCAGUUCCUUCCCAUCCCCUGUGCUGUUCUCUUCUUAUUCU